AUUGAAUGCACAGUGUUUCCUGUCAUCUGAUGAUGCCGCUGUACAAGAUUUUAAACAACAUGUGCAGUCAGAGGUUAAUGUAUGAAAGGGCAGCAAGUCGCUGAGCACAAUGGAUAAUCUCCAAAAGAGGAAUCUAACUUUUCUUACAAUUGGAUUGAUAUUUAUGCUGAACGGCAUUGAGUACGCCGUCAUCCUGCCCACAAUAUGGAAGUAUCUCGAGAUUUUAGAGGCCCCCCCUUACUUCUUGGGCCUGGGUCUGUCGGCCUUCAGCCUGAGCGGGCUGCUCACAGGCCCGCUUUUUGGGUUGUGGUCAGAUCGGAGCCAAACUACAAAGUCCAUCGUCCUUUUCUCCAAUCUUUUUGAGAUUGCCGGGAACUUCAUGUAUUUUAUUGGGUACUCAAAGUGGCUGUUGAUAUCCAGUCGUCUCGUGGCAGGUGUCGGCGCGGGAGCGGGCUCCUCCAUCUUUGGUUUCCUGACGCGCAGCACCAAGCCGGAGGAGCGCGCCGGCAUCUUCGCGGCCAUCAUGGCCUGUCGACAGGCCGGCCUCCUCGUGGGGCCGGCAUUCAACCUGUUCCUACGGCUGUGUGAUUUCAAACUGGGGCCUUUUGUUGUGAACAAAUAUACAUCUCCUGGGAUCUUCAUGUGCCUGUUGUGGGUGCUGCUCCAGUUCGCCAUCCUGGCUCUAUACCGGGACGUACCACCCAUCGGCUCAGAGGAGGGCACGGCGAUGCUCGAGAUGAAACGGGAGGCUGGCGACGAGGAAGAGGUGCCGCUGAUUGGUUCUGACGAGGAGCCCCUGCCCACCUACAGAGCCGUUAACGCCGACCAAUUGGAGGCCUCCACCUCUUCUGGGAUGCGGCCCGUCCGCGGCGCUUCGAUUCUCGGCACCUGCCGAGAGCUCCUGAGAGAGGAGGUGGUUGUUCUCCUCACGGCUCAGUUCAUCACUCUCUUCAAUCAGACAGCGCUGGAGACCAUGGUGACUCCCAUGACGCAGCGCCUCUUCGGCUUUGGCGAGCUGAGCAACAGCCUGAUGUACAGCCUGUGCGGGGUGGAGGUCAUCCUGGGCUUCUUCUUUGUGCGAUGGCUGAGCAGGAGGGUGGCCGACCGCGUGGUCCUGGCCGCGGGCCUGGUCAUCUGCUGCAUCGCUUGUAUCUGGUGCCUCGUCUUCCUCUGCAACCCCCGAGGUGGAUAUGGAUGGGAGCUGUCGAGUUUCAUCAUCGGAGUGUUUCUGCAGCUGCUCGGGCUUCCCUUCGUGGCCGUGUCUCAGGUGUCUCUCUUCUCCAAAGUCACUGCCGAGAAAACACAAGGAUUCAGCCAAGGUGUUAGACGCUCAGUUGGGGGUCUGGCCACCAUCUUGGGUCCUUUGUGGGCUGGAGGACUCACCAAUAAUUUGUACAUAAUGUUGGGCAUGAUGCUAGCUCUUCUCGUAAUGAUCACAGUCAUGACGGUGUUGUCCUACGGCCGCCUGACCGAGCCCCGGGCCGUGCACAGCGCCCAGAGCUCUGACAGCGGAGGAUAGAGCUGCAGUGUGUGUGCGUGUGUGUGUGUGUGUGUGGAAAGACUUCAGAGAGCAUCCAUGCUCAUUGCAGAGGAAACUGUAUGAGUGUGGAAUAGAAUUGUUCAAACCCCAAUACAAUACCUCAGAACCUGUCAGAAAGGUGAUCACACAGGUAAAAAGCACUUUGUGUCAGUUGUCAGAUGGUAUUAGAAUCUUCAAUGCGCUUCCUAUCAGACUCUCCAUUAUACUUCACACAAGGGGGCACCAUUGCUCCCAUAUUGAAUAUUCAGUGGCGUAAUUGAAGAUGAAAGCAAUUAUUUAUAAACUGAACUAUUUAUAUUCCCAGGUGUUGAUGAGAGCUGUUUUUUUGUAUCUCCAUGUGACCCAUGAACAAGUUUUUCAUUUCUUGUCCCGCGCCUUUCUUCCUGCAAAAAAAGAAAUGAAACAGUUGACACAAUGGGUGCAGAAGUGGAGUUGUCAACAUCUAAGCAGCUCGGUGUCAGUGUAGCUCAUAGAAGAAGAGGGUCAAAUAAAGUGAAGCUUUAGAGAAUUUGUGAUAUUUAUUUGUAGUGUUGCCAUAAAACUGCAUUUCUAGUGUUCACACAGAGCCUUGGAUGUGACUAAAUGUGUGAUAGACAUUAUCCCAGAGCACAUUCCUGUAUAUCUAAUGUGCAAAUGAGCAGCUCAUGAAUUAAACCAAAUUGGACAAAUACUUGUUAAUUAGCCUGCUCUCUCUCCGUUGACUUUGGGGAGAUUUAAAGUUUAAUUGCCUGUAUUCAUAAUUCAAACGAUGACAAGGUGUAUCGUCAGCUGAUUUUUCCUAUGUUCUCCUCUAGGAUGUGCUGUGAGCUACACUUGAGAGGAGAGCGCAGUAAGCAACAUCAAGGCAUUGUAGAUUCCUUUUGUUCAGUGUAUAUGGUUUGGUUUGGGCCAAUCUCUGCCUUUUUGCUUAAUUGCAGAUAAGGCUCAGUAACCUUUUACAGUUUUCUACACCCAGCAUGUGAUAUUUGGCUUUCCAGAGGCUUUUUGCCUGAAAUGGAAAUUUUAAUCUUUGAGACUCAAGGAUAUAAUAUAUAUAUAAGUACUUUCAUGCUCUGAUCAGCGUAUUCAGGUACUUGACAUUUUAAGGGAGAUAACAGGGUGCAACAGAAAUCUGGUCAAGCCUGAAUUUACUCUGAUUGAACAAACUCUAUUUUUCUGCACGAUUAUUUCUGUGUUCUUCAAGAAUCAACAACCUAAAUACCCAAAAGCAUUUCACAGCCCCUGAACGGUUGCAUUCAAAUCUUCCAUUUUCAUCUAUAAUGCUAAAUAUUCACGACUAAAUUGGAAUCAAUGUCUUAAAAAGGGCUGUAAAAAUGAUAACCGGAACAACCAGCAAAAAUACAUUGGAGAAAGAAUGAUUUGAUUAAAGAAAUGUCUGACGUGACAAAAAAUCCUUCAAUCUUUGGCAGAAAAUAGUGCGUUCUUAUAGGACCCCAUCGCUAAUAGCAAAAUGCUAAUAAAUAUAUUUUAGGGCCUUUUAGAGAGAUUGCAUCAAAGCUUUGUUAUAUAACUCAUAAAAAGGUUUUUCUGUGUGGUACCGGACCAACAACUUCUCCUCCACAUCGUGAUGAUGCUGCUUUCACACACAAGACUUUAUCAGUGCAGUCAGCCGUGCUCUGACUACUCUUCCGUUUCAGCCUAUAGAGGCGGCACGCAACCCCCCCGAAGGGCACAAGCAGAGAAGGCCUUGGGCUUUUAUGUUAAAUAUACCAAAGGUAGGCACAGACGCACAACUUAUGAAAUUUUAAGGAUGCACGGAAAAACCAUUUGAUGCAUCAGCCAACAAUUAUUUGUUUUAAAGGACAGCCAAAAUGUGUCACUAUGGAGGUACAGUUUAGCUGGGAGGGGGGUGGUUGUGGAACAAAUAAAGGUAAAGUAGAGCUCUAGUGGAAGCAUCCAGAUGCUGUAGUACUACAUGAAUUUAAAAUGUCUCAGUCGGAUUUGUAUACUAACUUCAAGUCGGCCCUGUGCAGAACAAUGCCUUGGUUUAACAGUUAUUCAGUGUAAGGUGCUUUUCUUUGUCUGCUUGAUGCUGUACAAUAAACUCAACUGUGAACACUGAACAACAUCUUUGUCCACUUUAUCCAAGGCU
This is a messenger RNA of Pungitius pungitius (ninespine stickleback), 3632 nucleotides long. RefSeq names its product major facilitator superfamily domain containing 8-like 2 (gene mfsd8l2). Gene Ontology annotation, biological process: transmembrane transport. Gene Ontology annotation, molecular function: transmembrane transporter activity. NCBI's taxonomy places the organism in Eukaryota, Metazoa, Chordata, Actinopteri, Perciformes, Gasterosteidae. The record is from RefSeq and is a predicted model, not a curated record. The transcript has 11 exons. The coding region runs from base 110 to 1519 and encodes 469 amino acids.